Caenorhabditis angaria is the source of this 1155-nucleotide messenger RNA. The record is from the annotation of a GenBank genome assembly. NCBI's taxonomy places the organism in Eukaryota, Metazoa, Nematoda, Chromadorea, Rhabditida, Rhabditidae.
AUGAACAAUUCUAUUCUUCUAGUUGCCCUUUUUGGUGUCGCCGUGGUUUGCGCAGCUCCUGGAGCGCAUAAACUUCGUGUGAGUUUUUUUUCAAUGCUUUCCAAUGGUAAAAUCUUAUUUUUGCCUCUCCGGAUACCCCGGUGAAGCUAUGAUCCAAAAAUUCAAGUUAUAAUGUCAACACAUUCUUUCGAAUGGUCGGAACUCCGAAUUACCUUGAGUAACUGGGUUAAAACCAAACUCAACAGCGUCUUCCCCUCUCUUAAAUAACUGCACUCACCGACAUUCAAACGGGUCAGCGGAUAGUGGCUGUGUGUGUGGAGACGCAGAGAAAAAUGUGGGUGUGUGUGUGGCGAGAAAGGAGACGCAGAGAAAAGGACGCUUGAGAAUUUUUUUUGUUUUUUUUUUUUGAAAAAGGUUUUAAAACAUGGAAUUUUAAAAAAAUCGGGGUAUAUCAAAUAAGUAUCAUAUAUCUUUCGAUAGAGAAUUUUUCGCUCUUUCUAACUAUACCAAAAUGUAUGUAGUUUGGUCGAAUGAAAAUCAAGAAAAACAUAUUUUUUGCAGAAUCGCGCGCCACCAAAAGCUGGAUGUGUUCAACCAGCAUACACCGAAAGUUUAUCGGAAGAAAACCAAAAGAAAUUGACGGAAAUCUGGAAGGAUUAUAAAGUUGGCGGAACUUGUUACAUCGAACAAGCGAAAACCAGCGAAUUAUUGGAUAGUUUGCCAGAAAAAGAGCGGGAAGAACUUCUGGCUCGUCCACCGAUUCCAGCAUUUUUCGCCGGCAUCAAAAGAGAAACAAUUCUUCAAUUUGAUGCGAUUUAUUUCAACGAUACGAUUGCUUUCCCCGAUAAACUUAAACAAUUGGAUGAGUUGGCUGAAAAAAUUUUACCUGCUGAAAAUUUGAAGGUUUACAAGGAAUUUAGAGAGCAAAGAGAUGCGGUCAGAAAAAAUUAUGCGGAUUUGGUAAGUUUUUGUUUUCAAAAAAAUCCAAAAAUUAAAUUUUUUAAGUUAGCCAAACUCUCCCCAGCUGCCAAAGAGGCUGAUGCAAAAGUUGAGGCUAUGAUUGCUGAAAGAUUCGCCUAUGUUGACAAUCUUGAUGAGAAAGUCAGAGCUGAACUUUUCGAAUUGUGGGAUGCUCGACCAUCGGAGCCUAAAUAA